AUGUCAAUUUUUAAUAUUGCCAAUGAUUACAAAAAUUGCAUUGUUUCUGAUUACAUAGAUUCUAUUGACUUCUUAACCCUUUCAUCUGAAGAUGAGUCCACAAACUGGUUGAAUAAAGUAGCAAGAAAGCAUAUCAAUUGGAUUUAUCAUCAAUCAUAUAACCAUAACAAAAAUAGUGUUUUUAUUGGGUUGUCUCUCAAAGAGUCUUUAAAACAAGUUCAGAAGUGUGUUAGAACUACAAAAUCUAUAAAAAUUGGUUGCCCAGCUGACAUAUACAAGCAUGCUAUGACUGAUGACCUGCUAUCUACAAGUGUAAAGUUUGAUAGCACUAGUGAAGUUAGAAGUACCAAGAACACUUUAUUUCAAAUUUUGUUUUUUGCUGUAAUACAAUCUGUUUCCAUGUUAAAGGUUAAUAAUCAGGGACUAUGUUGCAUGUGUAUUAUUGAACUAUCCCUGGGUGAAUAG
Messenger RNA from Phycomyces blakesleeanus NRRL 1555(-), 465 nucleotides. RefSeq lists its product as hypothetical. The transcript is spliced from 4 exons. The record is from RefSeq and is a predicted model, not a curated record. The coding region runs from base 1 to 465 and encodes 154 amino acids. NCBI's taxonomy places the organism in Eukaryota, Fungi, Mucoromycota, Mucoromycetes, Mucorales, Phycomycetaceae.